Durotheca rogersii is the source of this 1002-nucleotide messenger RNA. Its product is annotated as beta-lactamase/transpeptidase-like protein. The transcript is spliced from 2 exons. The coding region runs from base 1 to 1002 and encodes 333 amino acids. The record is from RefSeq and is a predicted model, not a curated record. NCBI's taxonomy places the organism in Eukaryota, Fungi, Ascomycota, Sordariomycetes, Xylariales, Xylariaceae.
AUGACUAAGCUGCACACUUCCGUGGCUGCCUUACAACUUGUCGAGAAAGGACUGGUGACGGUCGAUGAGGACGUUUCACGUCUCCUUCCCUCCUUCGCGGAGAAGGAGAUCUUGACCGGUUUUGGCGACGACGGAGCGCCCAGCACACGCAAGCGCAAGAACCCCAUCACGCUUCGUCUCUUGCUCACGCACAGCGCCGGGGCCGGCUACGAUUUCAUGAGUGGUGAUUUGGCUAAGGUCUCAAAAUUGAGGGGCCCGCCGAAGAAUCCCGGGACCAUCGACGACGCGUUCGACUUGCCGCUCCUGUACGAGCCUGGCGAGGCCUACGCGUAUAGCAGCAGCAUCGACCGUGUCGGCCAGGUCAUCGAGAAGCUAACAGGUCAAAAGCUCGAGGACUACAUGAGACAGAACAUAUGGGAACCAUUGGGGAUGGAGAACACGACCUUCUUCGUCGACAACCACCCCGAAAUCAAGGCCAGGAGGGUCCCUAUGGCCUUCCGCGCGGACCCUUCCCAGCCCGUAGUGGAAAACGCCGAUAGGAAAACGUUCACCACGGGUCUUAAGGAGGCAUUCGGCGGACAGGGCCUGCUAUCCAGCAUCAAGGACUACAUUAAGAUACUGCACUCGCUGCUCGUGGAUGACGAGAAGCUGCUGAAGAAGGAGACGGCGGCCGCGUUGUUCCAACCGCAGUUGACACCGGCAAGCAAGGCGUCCCUGCUUGAGCAGAUGAAGAACCCGGAAUGGGCGGUAGGGGACUGGCCGCUGACCAAUGAGUACGACUGGGGCUUGGGCGGGAUUCUGGUCGACGGCGAUAAACACCCAUACCGCAAGAGAGGCGCCUUGCUGUGGGGCGGGGCGGCUAACUUGACUUGGUUCAUCGACCGCACCGCUGGCGUGUGCGGCACGUUUGGCACGCAGGUCAUGCCGCCGUCGGAUCCUCAAGUACGACCUAUAUUCAAGGCCUUCGAGGAGGAGACCUAUCGGCGAGCAGGCAAGCUAUGA